Molecule: messenger RNA, 1086 nt
Organism: Oppiella nova
Lineage: Eukaryota; Metazoa; Arthropoda; Arachnida; Sarcoptiformes; Oppiidae
Source: the annotation of a GenBank genome assembly
AUGAGUUCAAAGGGCGAGAAGACAGAGCCGUUAUGGCAGGACCGGGACGUCCGUUUUGACGUCCCCUUAAAUGAGCUUAAGUUCAGAAAUGGUGAACGAAUUGUGGAGUACUUCACGAAAGUGGAGGACACGAAAGGCAACUCCGGAGAGGAGGGAAAGAUCACUAUAACUAAUCUGCGAAUGAUAUGGCAGUCAAAAGUUAAGCCGCGAAUCAAUCUGUCUGUCGGUUUGGGAUGUGUCUCCAGUCUGACGAACCGCACGAUUCACACAAAACUUCGUGGAAAACACGAGGCGUUAUAUAUCAUGACAAAAGUGAACGGAACUCGAUAUGAGUUCAUAUUCACACAAUUGGAGUCAGAAUUGGGCACUCAGUACGGGAUGGUUGAGCUGAUCAGCAAAAUAUGUCGGGCCUACUCGUCCACCAAACUCUUCCGAGACCUCAAACUCCGGUCGGCGGUCAUCACAUCCAACGGCAAACAGUUGAAAGUUCUCCAGUCGGAGAGUAUUUACAACAAGAUUAACGGCGUGUGGAACCUGUCGAGUGACCAGGGCAAUCUGGGCACUAUGCACCUGACCAAUGUGCGGGUCGUAUGGCACGCAAACAUGAAUGAACUCUUCAACAUCUCUCUGCCGUACAUUCAAAUCAAUACAAUCAAAGUGAGGGAAAGUAAGUUCGGCGUCGCUUUGGUCAUAGAGUCGACCGAAAGCAGCGGCGGUUAUGUCCUCGGCUUCCGUAUAGACCCGCCCGACAGACUCAACGCCGUCUACAGUGAACUCUGCAAUCUCUUUGCCAUUCACUCCACUCAACCCGACUUAGGGGUCGAGAGCUAUCUGGAGGGCGGCUCUGGACUGGCUUUCAACGAAAUCGAUGCCAACUCUGCAGUCGUAACGGUAGAGACCGAUCACAAGGAGAUCGAUGAACACCACAGCGCCCAUCAAAGCGAUGCCAUCGCCGCCUAUUUGGCCGACGAAUUGCAGACUAAGACCAAUGAUGUCGUCUAUUGUCCUCAAUUGGGUUUAGCCAUCGAGAAGAUCAAAGACGGAUUCACUUUGGAGUCCUUAUGGCAUGUCAUCCCUCAGGGCUAG